AGGAGUGGGCGCGUGAGGACGCUCGUGCGAGCACUGAAUCCGGGUUUUUAUGAUGGAUAAGCGUGUUUUACUCCCUGCGCCGUUUCCUUAACCUGACAGGAGUCAUGCGGAGCUACAUCGGCAGCUGCUUCUCCAUAGUUUGCCUGAUUUUGUCGUUUUGGACUGAGGUGUGCCGGUCGUCCGGGUAUCUCGAGCUCCGUUUGGAGCGCGUGGAGAACAGCGGCGGGCGUCUCGCGAGCGGGCGCUGCUGCGGAGGCGAGGGCGCGUGCUUGUGCCGCACGUAUUUCCGCGCGUGCGCCAAGGAGUACCAGGUGGAGGUGACCGAAGGAGGGCCGUGCAGCUACGGCAGCGCGAGCAGCGGCGUGCUCGGUGGAAAUUCCUUUCAGCUCGAGAACAGCCGGGAUAAACACAGCGAGGCGGGAACCGCGCUCAUCCCGUUUGGGUUCGCCUGGCCGCGGGCGUUCACUCUGAUUGUGGAGGUGUGGCACUGGGACAACAGCACGAUCAUCAAUAAUGACAAGGAGGAUUUGUUGAUGGAGCGGAGUGUGUAUCGUGGAGAGAUGAACCCCGGAGACGAGCGACAGGUGAUCUCACACAACGGCCUGACGGUCAGCUUCCAGUACAGCGUGCGCGUUCGCUGCGACCGCCAUUACUACAGCAACAAGUGCAACAAGCAGUGCCGUCCACGGGACGACUACUUCGGCCACUACGAGUGCGAUCACCUCGGCAACCAGCAGUGCCUGGAGGGCUGGACUGGGCCUGACUGCACAAACGCUAUCUGUAAGCAGGGCUGCAGUGAGUCGCAUGGAAGCUGCUCUGCACCAGGGCAAUGCACGUGUAAUUACGGCUGGCAGGGUCCGCUGUGUGACGAGUGUCUGCCGUAUCCAGGAUGUGUUCAUGGCACCUGUGUGAAGAAAUGGGAUUGCAUCUGUGAGAAGAACUGGGGAGGCCUGCUGUGCGAUAAAGACCUCAAUUACUGUGGAAACCACCGGCCGUGUGUGAACGGGGGGACGUGCUUGAACACGGAGCCUGAUGAGUACCGCUGCGAUUGCCCUGAGGGAUACUCGGGCAAGAACUGUGAGAUAGCGGAGCACGCGUGCAUGUCCAACCCAUGUGCCAACGGCGGGACGUGUCACGAGGUGGCGUCCAGAUUCGAGUGCCACUGUCCCCCUGGCUGGACGGGUCCUACCUGUGCUAAAGAUAAAGACGAGUGUAUGUCUAGUCCCUGUGCACACGGCGGCACCUGCAUUGAUCUGGACAACGGCUUUGACUGUGUGUGUCCACCACAGUGGACGGGGAAAACCUGCCAGAUAGAUGUGAAUGAGUGUGUGAAGAGGCCUUGUCUAAAUUUUUACUCUUGUAAAAAUCUGAUUGGUGGAUAUCACUGUGCCUGCUACCCAGGCUGGAAGGGAAAGAGCUGUAACAUCAAUAUCAAUACCUGUUACGGCCAGUGUCAGAAUGGUGGCACAUGCAAGGAUGAUCGCCAUAGCUACCUGUGCCAGUGCCAGCCAGGGUUUGUGGGUAAACACUGUGAGGUGCAGCAGAGCAGGUGUGCGAGCGCCCCAUGCCAGAACGGUGGGCAAUGCUGGACGACACACAACAGCUACGAGUGCCAUUGUUCACCUGGAUACACGGGGAAGACCUGUCAGGAGCAGGUAGACCCGUGCACUCCUAACCCUUGCCAGAAUAAAGCUCAGUGUCAUGCUCUGCAGGGCGACUUCUACUGCGCAUGUGCCGAUGAAUAUGAAGGGAAAACCUGCAGCGGGCUGCGAGAUCACUGCAAGACCAGCCCCUGCCAAGUGAUUGACAGCUGUACCAUUGCUGUGGCGACCAAUGCCACGGAGGAAGGGGUGUGGCACAUAUCGUCCAAUGUGUGCGGCCCUCACGGUCGCUGUAUCAGCCAAUCGGGAGGCAACUUUACAUGCGCGUGCCAACCUGGGUUUACAGGGACAUACUGCCACGAGAAUAUUAACGACUGCGCAUCUUCUCUGUGUCGAAACGGUGGAACGUGUCUGGAUGGAAUCGGCGCCUUCCAGUGUCUCUGUCCCGAUGGCUGGCAGGGACAGCUAUGUGAGCAGGAAGUAAACGAGUGUUCGUCUGGACCCUGUAUGAACGGUGGUCUUUGUUUGGACCUGCUCAAUGACUUCUACUGUCAGUGUUCUGACAACUGGAAGGGCAAAACCUGUCAGUCACGAGAGAGCCAGUGUGACUCCACUACCUGCACUAACGGUGGAACAUGCUACGAUCAUGGAGACUCAUUCCGCUGCGUGUGCCCAUCUGGCUGGGGGGGCAUUACCUGCAACUCAGCAACAAACAGCACAUGUGACUCUCAGCCGUGUGCCAACGGGGGAACAUGUGUAGGAAGGGGCGGAGCUUUCACCUGCAUCUGCAAAGACGGAUGGGAGGGCCCUGACUGCACUCUGAAUGUUGACGACUGCAAUCCUCAUCCCUGUUAUAACGGCGGCGUUUGUGUGGACGGUGUGAACUGGUUCCGCUGUCAAUGUGCUCCUGGAUUCGCCGGACCUGACUGUCGCAUCAAUGUCGAUGAGUGUCAGUCCUCUCCCUGUUCUUAUGGAGCAACUUGUGUUGAUGAGAUUAACGGCUAUCGCUGUGUGUGUCCUCAGGGCCGAGCUGGACCUCGCUGUCACGAAUUUAUUGGUGUUGGUAAGGGCUGCCAGCACUCAGGCAUGAUGGUUCCACAUGGAAGCCGAUGGGAAGACGACUGUAACACUUGUCGGUGUAUUAAUGGAAAUACCAAAUGCACAAAGGUGCAUUGUAGUAGUCGGCCCUGCCUAUUGGACACAAGUUCUGUUGCAGCACAGCGCCACCUUUGCCCUGGAGGACAGAAGUGUUCAGAGUGCACAGAGCAUCACUCCCUUACCUGUCUCCGCCCACCUUGCCAUCAGUGGGGCAUAUGCUCCGACCCAUAUGAGCCACCAGUCAACACCAACUGCCAACCUAACAACAAUUACCUAGACAAGGACUGUGCACGUGUUACCCUUAUAUUCGAUACAAAUAGCCUGCCACAGGGAACGACUGUGGAGGGCAUCUGUUCAGAACUAAGAUACCUGCCAAGCACUCGAACCCUCGCUGAAGACCACGCCCUCUUUAUUCUGUGUGAACAGUCCCCCUCUAGCAGCAAUGCUGUAGAGGUUGCUAUGUCAUUUCAACAGUCUUCUGCACCGGAGGAGCAAGGAGAUAUACAGCAUGUGGUCAGUUCCAUCAUCAGCGUUUUGUCCAGACGUCACAACAGCACACUGCUUCUGGCCAUACGAGAGGUCAAAGUUGAAGCACAGGCCAUGCACCCCUCAGUGGAUUACCUGGUUCCACUGCUCUGCGUGCUGUUUUCUCUGCUGUGGAUUUCCUGCAUGGUGGUGUGCAUCUGCUGGUUCCGCAAGCGCAGGAAAGCGAGAGAAAGGACCAGCGCUCCAAUAGAGGAGAGCACCAAUAACCAGAGGGGGCCACUACUGGGCGCUCAGUCACCCCAUAAAGACAACGUAGACAGUCGAGAGGAAAGCAAAAGCCUUAUGUACCCCCUGGACAGGGUCGGAGACGGAGCGGAGAAAGAGCACGAGGAUGAGGAUGGAGACGAGAAAGGUGGGCAAGGCCUAGUGGUGGAUAAGUGCCCUUCUCUGAAGUACACUAAAGGGGAAGUAGUGUACACCAUUUGCACCCAGACACAGCCCACAAGGACUCACUACAGCAGUAAGGACAACCGAUGUAAGAACGUGAACAGCUCUGAACAGGUGAUAGAUCACUACGUAUGAGCAGCACGACGAGAAAACGAAACAUUGAACGUUGAGUUUUGACACUUUUGUCCAGAAGCAGAGCCGUCCACUUUUUCAACCCCCCUUUCUUCUGUUUACACUUGCGUUUGCUUUUUGUAAAAAGGAAAACAAAAAAAACACAAAAAGACUUUAAAGACCCUAAAGGCAGCUUCCAUUUAGUUUUUGCCUACGUCUUGAUCUGCCUUACGUUGAGCUCGUGUGAAGCAUUUUUUCCAGCACUUGAGUUUCAGUUCUCGAGGAAAGAUACUCAGCUUGUAUAUUUGGUCAGAUAGAGCAGUUUCACUCGGAUGGUUAGUAGUAACGAAUGAUUUACGGAAUUUUUCCGUUUUUCAAAAAUUCACCAUCCUGAAUGUCCUGUGGGAAAUUCUGGUGCUGGGUCUUUUUUUGAAUGUUUUAAUAUGUUUUUUCUCAGUUCUCAACACAUUUCUCUAGCUUUUUGUUCCUUUUUAAACACUACGUAGAACCUAUUUGCAGAGAAAUACUAUGUAAGAAAUAAACAAAUGUACAUAUGUAAAUAGAAAAAAGUUAUAGCUGUGUAUAUUUGAGUUUAGUAACUUAAAAGGCUGUUUUUUUAUUAAUAAUUUCUAUGAUUAAUAUUUCUGUUUUUACUUUGCUUUUACUUUUUAUAUGGCAUUGCUUUUAUUUAUGUUGGUCAAAAAAUUUCAGCAUUUUCUAUUGUUUAUAUUUGCAUCAAAGGGCUAAAUGGGGCCUCUUGCUGUACCCACUGGAGCACUCCCGUUAUCGUGGUGUUUAUGUAUAAAUGUAUUUGUUUUGUUGUAAUAUAUGUAAAGUCAACACACUAAACUGAUUAGACUUUAAGAGGAUGCGUAAUUGAAAUGGCUCGGCCAGAGAAAUACAAGCAUUUUAGAUUUAAAACGUAAAAAAACUUAAAAAGGUUCAUUUCAGUUAAAUUUCCUGCUAAUUCAGAAGAAAGUCAUCUGUUCAAGGAGAUGCUUGAUUUUUCCACAGAACAAUUGUAUUUUUUUAUGGUCCUGUUUUAGAAUUGAGAUCAAAGAGUUUUUUGUAUUUUAUUGCAAUUUUGUGACGGUUCGAGAACGUAUGACAAAUUUUGUCAUUUUUUGUUUUUUACGUCAUCCCCAAACCUCAAUGUCCAACAACAAACAAUCCCUGAACUAGUCUUAAAAUUUCAGUCAUGGUAAAAGAACCAUCCCAGUUCCUACAAAAUAUUUUGCAUAAUUGAAAAAUUUCCAAUAAUACAAUGUCACACAUAGUAAAAUAAAACUGGUGUAGCUGAUUUAUUUUCAUCCAGUCGAAAUUUCUGGAAAUGUUCGUUUUUUUCUCUUCUCCGUUUCAUACAUGAAGGGAACAAUUUAAUUUUUAGAUUUUGUUUCAUUGCCCAAUAUGGUCUCUUUACGAAGCCAAACAGGAUUAAGAAAGUUAAUAUGAUUUACGUGAAUUACCUCAGAUGUGGCAAUAAAUAAAACGUAUCGUCUCUCUGGA
Molecule: messenger RNA, 5249 nt
Organism: Pygocentrus nattereri (red-bellied piranha)
Lineage: Eukaryota; Metazoa; Chordata; Actinopteri; Characiformes; Serrasalmidae
Gene: jag2a
Product: jagged canonical Notch ligand 2a
Exons: 26
Coding region: 105-3767 (1220 amino acids)
Biological process (GO): Notch signaling pathway; establishment or maintenance of epithelial cell apical/basal polarity; heterophilic cell-cell adhesion
Cellular component (GO): protein-containing complex; plasma membrane
Molecular function (GO): Notch binding; calcium ion binding
Source: RefSeq, a predicted model, not a curated record